CCAUCCCCAGGCCGCCGGUGGCGGUGCCGGUGCCGGUGCCGCCCCCCGGCCGCGCCCGCCCCCUCGCUGCCCCGGCGGCCCGGCGGUGCGGCAGAGCCGGCGGGGCUAUGGCUGCGGAGGAGGUGCUGCAGGGCGCCGACCACUACAAGAGCGAGAUCGAGCGGCUGACCCGGGAGCUCUCCGAGACGACCCACGAGAAGAUCCAGGCGGCGGAGUAUGGGCUGGUGGUGCUGGAGGAGAAGCUCACCCUCAAGCAGCAGUACGACGAGCUGGAGGCGGAGUAUGACGGCCUCAAGCAGGAGCUGGAGCAGCUGAAGGAGGCAUUCGGACAGUCCUUCUCAAUUCACCGUAAAGUGGCUGAAGAUGGGGAAACACGUGAAGAGACUCUCCUCCAGGAGUCUGCGUCAAAAGAAGCUUAUUACCUGGGGAAGAUUUUGGAGAUGCAGAAUGAGCUGAAGCAGAGCAGGGCGGUGGUUACCAACGUUCAGGCAGAGAAUGAGAGACUCACUGCUGUUGUCCAAGACUUGAAAGAGAAUAAUGAAAUGGUAGAACUGCAGAGGAUACGAAUGAAAGACGAAAUUCGAGAGUACAAAUUUCGAGAGGCAAGGCUCCUGCAGGACUACACUGAACUUGAAGAAGAAAAUAUCACUUUGCAGAAGCUGGUGUCCACUCUGAAACAGAACCAAUAUUAUGAAUGUUCUUUGUCUUGUCUAAUUCAGGUUGAAUACGAAGGCUUAAAGCAUGAGAUUAAACGAUUUGAGGAGGAGACAGUGUUGCUUAACAGUCAGCUAGAAGAUGCCAUCCGGCUGAAGGAGAUUGCAGAGCAUCAGCUGGAGGAAGCCUUGGAAACUUUAAAAAAUGAAAGGGAGCAAAAGAACAAUCUGAGAAAGGAACUCUCCCAGUAUAUCAACCUCAAUGAUAGUAUGUAUAAUAACCAUAUUAAUAUAUCAGUAGAUGGAUUAAAGUUUGCAGAGGAUGCGAGUGAGCCCAACAAUGAUGACAAAAUGAACGGACAUAUCCAUGGGCCUCUUGUGAAACUCAAUGGUGACUACCGAACUCCCACGGGUAGGAAAGGAGAAUCUCUGCACCCCGUCUCCGACCUCUUCAGUGAACUCAACAUAUCAGAAAUACAGAAACUGAAGCAGCAACUCAUGCAGGUGGAGAGAGAGAAGGCCAUUCUCCUGGCCAACCUACAAGAGUCUCAGACGCAGCUGGAGCACACGAAGGGAGCCCUGACUGAGCAACAUGAGCGAGUCCACAGGCUCACGGAACACGUCAAUGCCAUGAGGGGGCUGCAAAGCAACAAGGAGCUAAAAGCAGAGCAUGACUGUGAGAAGGGCCGAGAUUCUGGCGAGGAAGCACAUGACUAUGAGGUGGACAUCAAUGGCUUGGAGAUUCUAGAAUGUAAAUACAAAGUAGCUGUUACAGAGGUGAUAGACCUUAAAGCAGAAAUCAAAGCCUUAAAGGAGAAGUAUAAUAAAUACGUGGAAAACUACACUGAAGAGAAGGCCAAGUAUGAGAGCAGAAUCCAGACAUAUGAUGAACAGGUGACAACCCUGGAGAAGUCGACCAAGGAAAGCCAGGAAAAAAUGGUCCACAUGGAAAAGGAAUUACAAAGGAUGACAAGCAUAGCGAAUGAAAACCACAAUACCCUCAACACCGCCCAGGAUGAGUUGGUGACAUUUAGUGAGGAACUGGCUCAGCUCUACCAUCAUGUCUGCCUGUGCAACAACGAGACACCAAACAGGGUUAUGUUGGACUAUUACAGGCAAAGCAGAGUCACCCGCAGCGGCAGCCUGAAAGGACCAGAUGACCCUCGAGGUCUCCUUUCCCCGCGGCUUGCCAGAAGGGGAAUGGCAUCGCCCGUAGAAGCCAGGACCCCAACCGAGCAGGUGACAAAAGAGGCUGUGGAGCCUGGCAAGGAGCAGAGCCCAACUAAAACACCUACAAUUUCCCCUGUCAUCACAGCCCCUCCUUCCUCCCCUGUCUCCGAUACCAGUGACAUUCGCAAAGAGCCGAUGAACAUCUACAACCUCAAUGCCAUAAUAAGGGACCAAAUCAAGCACUUGCAGAAGGCUGUAGAUCGGUCGCUGCAGCUGUCGCGCCAGCGUGCUGCAGCUCGGGAGCUGGCGCCCAUGAUUGACAAAGACAAGGAGGCCUUAAUGGAAGAGAUACUGAAGCUGAAAUCCCUCCUGAGUACCAAGCGGGAGCAGAUAGCAACCCUGAGAGCAGUGCUGAAAGCCAACAAGCAGACAGCUGAAGUGGCAUUAGCCAAUUUGAAGAAUAAAUACGAAAAUGAAAAAGCAAUGGUGACUGAAACCAUGACCAAGCUAAGAAAUGAACUUAAGGCUUUGAAGGAAGAUGCAGCAACCUUCUCAUCCUUGAGAGCAAUGUUUGCAACCAGGUGUGAUGAAUACGUCACACAACUGGAUGAGAUGCAAAGGCAGCUAGCAGCUGCAGAGGAUGAGAAGAAGACACUAAACUCUCUGUUGCGCAUGGCUAUCCAACAAAAACUUGCCCUUACCCAGCGACUGGAGGACUUAGAGUUCGACCAUGAGCAGUCCCGACGCAGCAAAGGCAAGCUUGGAAAGAGCAAGAUCGGCAGCCCUAAAGUAAGUGAGGAGGCAUCAGCCACCGUGCCAACCAUAGACACUUUCCUCCUGCAUAGUCAGGGCCCACAGCAACCAAACUUACUGGUCAGCAGUGGCACUCAGAGGAAAAGACUAUUCUCACCUUCCCUUUGUGAUCAGAGCCAUCCCAGGACUUCAGGGACCUACCUCCAGAAAUUAUUAAGAGCCCCCCCUCAUCCCGCUUCCACAGAAUCAUAUCUUCUGAGGGGCCCCCCUUCCAUGAGUGAAUUCAUCCAUGGGCACCGUCUCAGCAAGGAAAAAAGGUUAACCGUGGCCACACCAGUCCUAGUGCUCUUCCAGAAGAGCAGCCACAUUCCAGCUCUCAGUGUGCCCCUCUCAACUGUCUCUCUAAGCCUCCUCCUUAUCCCUAAUCUUCAUAUGCAACGUAAGAGAAAAUUCAAACAGAAUGGAGUUCACGCAACAAAGGUUUGGGUUGUUCCCAACAAGCAGGUAGACAAUCCUGCCUUGUUGCUGCAUCGGCAAGUCUGGAUUCAUAUCCACAGCUCUGGCAACUGAGGGAAGGUUGAGAAGAACACAAAGCACAGAGCCCAACCUAUCAAGAAGACUUUUUACGGUUCCUCUGAUUGUAUUCAAACUUUGCUAUCACAACUAAAGUAUAGUGAAAUUUAAUAUCUCAACAAAGUUAUUCCUCUCAGCUGCUUGGCUUUACCUCUGAUACAAUGAGAGACUUAAGCCAAUAUUAAAAAAAAAAAAAAAAAAAGUAUGUUACUAAAAUCCUACCCUCACAACCUCUAAGUUCAGCCAUAGGAACCAGUUCAAACUUCCUUUUGUCAUUAAGGGUGUGAUAUUUAUUUCUUACUUUAUUUGCACCAUAAUUUUGUGUUUAUAUAAUAGUCUUUUUUUUUGUGAGAAUUGUAUUUAAUUCAUUGUAUUUUUUAAAAAACAAGCAGAAAUAGCUUAAGCGAAGAAUGGCUGUGUUAAUAUUAAAAAGAGGCUUGUUGCAUUGGCCAGCAUAUGGCCAAUUCUUAUUGCACAAAAAUGCUGGCAAUGGGUGGAAUUGAAAUGUUAACAAUGACUGUAGAUUUUGCUGCUGCACUGAUAUUGUUUAUGCACUUGUUUUUUUUAAUUCCUAUUUCAUUAGCUUCUGGUUUUGUUCUAGCUCUUCACUGAAAGAUAAUUAUUAAGCCUAAGAAGGAGAUGAAAGGAUGAUGUAUUGAUUUGUUUUCAGUUGUUUGCUUGCAUUGUGAUUAUAUUUUUGCAUUUCAGACAAGUAGAUGAAUUGGUGCUGUUUUUUGGGGCUGCUUUCUAUUUGGUAUCUGAGAAAAAAAAAAUCUUAAAACAAGUAAAAUGUUGUGUGCUAAUUAAAAACAUUCUUUCCUCUUGCUCCCAUAUUCAGGAUACUAGCUUGAGGCCUUACUGUGAAAGGCUAGUAUGAAAAGCCAAGUUGUAGGCACUUCAAGUCAAGUAUUUUGUGGUGAAAUAACUGCUGCAGGUAGGGUUAAUGGUGGAUCAAAGUUAGCAGGACUUUACUGUAGUGCAUUUUUUCCUUGCCAAAAAUCAACAGAUACAGAACCUUAGCUAAUGUCAGUUUAUGACAAAUACUCAGGUGAUCUACGCUACGCAGACUCUAUCGCAACAGUGCACAGUGCUCCUAGUUAAGGAUUCUUUCCUGUAAAAGCUGAGUAAAUCAUUUAUUUUUUUGUUUGUUUGUUUGUUUAUUUUUAAAUAACGUGUUUCAGAACAAAACCAAGGAUAGCAGAAUUUAUUUUGCACAAUACCUGACAGCAAGGCAAGCGGCUAUGUAAGGUGUUCUGCAUAUGUGGGCUUCCUGUUUGGCCAUCAGCUAGAAGUCCUCAGUGCUGCCUAUUUGUUGGUAACUAGCAGACUCCUUGCUCAGUCAGGUGGCCUUAAUUUAUUCGUGGAAGAAAGGCUUAGAUAUUACCACAUCUUUAUUCCUUCCCUGCAGCAUGAGUGUGAUCUACAAGAGAGAAACACAGUACAGCCUUAGGUACAGAGCAGCUGGAAAUAAAAUGCUGCAGAUACGGUUGGAAUAAUUCUUCUAUAUUCUGCCUGAAUCUGAGAAAAUGAACUCAGUCUUCUGUUAGUAACAGUGCUUACCAAAUGUUACGAUACACAAAACAUCAGCAGAGGAAAGAAUCAGUGACCAAUCAGUGUGCCUAACAAUCAUUAUUUCCAUGGUACCAGUAAUGAAGGUGCUGUAAAUAGAAAUAUUCUAUGUAAUCAACUGUGUAUGUCAUACAGCCUUGGCAAAGCAGCUGAGCUAUUGUAACAAAACGUUCAGAGUCAAAGGUGGGGAAAAUAGGAACAGACUGAUAUCAAAUUCUAACCAGAUCAGACAAUACUCACCAGUGUUUCUGCUUAGGUUUCCAUGCAGUUCACAUGGUUCUUCUUGUAUACAUUUACAUAACUAUUUAGUAUCGUACUUAACUGAUGUGUUGUCUUGUCAUACAAAAGUCAAGUAAAACUUGUUCAGCUCUAUCAUAGUUUGACAUGGAGAUUAGCUGCUAUUUUGAUUUUUAUUAAAAUUUAAAAAAAUAAUAAAAAAUUGUCUGAGGCAAACGUUGCCUUCCAAGAGCACUUCACAAUUCUUGACAUUGCCAGACUGGUAUAGUUACCCAGUGGCAAUGUCUGUGUCCAACAAAGACAGCUCUGUAUAUUGUUAAACAAAAAAAGAAUUUGCAUUGCACAUUGAACAGAGUUACCACAGGCUGUACUUGGAAUAGUUUUUCCUAUUUUCAUAUCCAAAGCAAACAUUUGCCCUGAAUUUUAGUUAAACAGAAAUUCAGUGAAAUACAUUUCCUUUCUAUAUAGAUAUGAAUUUAUGAAAAAAUGAUAUAGUGGAACAUUUGUUUAGUAACGUAUUUGUUUCCGAUUGUAAUUUGCAGAGCAACUUUGGGAAACUGAAACAUUGUACUGGUAUGUCCACGUGGAUCAAGAGUUACAAAACAGCAUUUAAUGGUAUAGAAAUUGUGGUCCUGUUUUAUAGAAAUAAGUGGGUUUAUUAAAUUUUUUAUUAUCUUAAGCUUUAAAUUCUUCAUUUCUAAGUUUUCAAUUUGCAUUUUUUAAUAUGUAAUAAAACAAGUAAAUGUUGGAAAUUUAAGAGAACUAGAAACAAACCAACUUAAAUGUACAAAUGGCUGUAGUUAUUGCAUUGUAAGUUAUAAAACUGUGUAGGUCCCCGGGACAACUUUUGUCAGUUAACCAGUACAAAAUAAAAUACAUAUCUUGAACUUGAGAUGAUAAACUCUUCGUUAUUAUAUAGUGAUUGGUAGCAUGCAACUUUGUGAAAUAUUUUGUAGGAAAUAUUUACAUAGACAAAACCAGACACAAAAGGUUUUUUUGUUUGUUUUUGUUUGAGUUGCAAAAUAUUAUACUCUGUCUAUUUAAAAUUAAUUUAUGAUGUGGUGUUAUCUAUCCUGGUUUUUAAAGAUUAAGAUGAAAAGGACACAUAUAUUGCCUAAUGGUUGAGUAUACUCGGAACUGCUGAAAUGUGUCCUAAGCAGGAAAGAAGCAAUUCAAAUCCUGCUCUGACUUUCAUAUCUGAAAUGUAGUUUUUGUUCUCUGUGAUGGCCUUGAAAUUUCCUUGGAUUUAGAAUAGCCUUUUCAUUUCUACAGCAUUCUGUUUUGGGUUUUACUUUCCAAUGCAAUGGAAAAGAAUAUUGUUUGUUCAGUGAAAUGAUAAAAGUCUGGAAAUCCAGUUACAGGAAAUGUGUAGAAAUUUAAAAAAAAAAGAAAAAAGAAAAAGAAAAAAAAAAGAUUGCAAUAUAAGGGGAAAAGAUGUAAGAUAUAAUAGUAGGGAAAAUAUAUUUUCUAUCAGAAGGUUAAUAGAAGCUUUUACAGAAAGAGGGAAUAUUAUCAUUUCUCAUGCUAUUCAUAUGGAAGUUUCUGCCUUCUAUGUGGAGGCGAUAGUGAUAUUCUUUCUGAUUGACAGGUUGGCACCUCUGUGCUUGCUCCAUCCACAUUUUUCACGAUAAAUUAAUGUAACCAUAGCUGUACAGUAGGGCUCAUAGAGUGAACUAUAACUAAUGUAAUGCUGCAACUUUUAAUGCCAGGAUGACCUUCAGUUUACUUUUGAUUUUAAAAAAUUAGUAACUUGAUAACUUGUUUAAGCCAUUUACCAUAUUAAAGUGUUAACAGAAGGAUUAUGUUACAAAAUAUAACCUCACUUAUGCAACGUGACCUCACCUACAAAGGCUGCUUGUGCUAGUUAGGUUGCAAAUACCGAAGUACAGCUGUUUGUAAAAUAUGGACCAGUCCUCAUCAGGCUGGGAACAAUGCCCAGGAGCCUGGGCCCUCAUUUUGAUACCAACCUUAUUGCUCAGCGUGCCAUGCCAGUGUCAAGAGUUGCGCUGCCAGUUCUGCUAUAGCUGGAUUCAUCAUCACCAUCAGGUAUAGAUUGCAUCAACCCUUCUGAGGGCUGUUUCCUUUCUCUGAUGGAAGAUGUGCAGCCACAUAGGUUAUUGCAAAUUUCUCUCUACGUUAGGAAAUCUACGUUUGAAAAUGGCAGGCACUGAUAUUUUACCUUGGAAGUAAUGAUAAUCGCUAUACUUACCUCUUUAAAAAUUCCAGUCUUCACUUUUACUCAGUUUUCCUUUGCUUGCUGUGUGUGCAGUGAGUCUGAAAGGGAUAUACAGUAUUCAGACUAUUUUUAUCCAUUACGUUUUUUUUUAAUUAUUAUUAUUUUUAGUAUAAUUAAGCAUCCUGUGGAAAGAAACAAAAAAGCAAUUGCCUUUUGCCUUCAGGCAUAAAUGCAUCUAAAUAUGCAACGUAAAAUGCGUGCAUGAGAUUCUUAACAUCAUGUAGCUUUUCCAUAUCCAUAAUUAAGCUAGAAAAUUCUUAAUUCUUGUGUGAUCUGCAUAUUUCUCAUGUUAGAAAGGCAAGAGGACUAUCACUGACUCUGUAUCUUUCAUUCUGAGGUGCAUGGCUUAAAUCCGUAUUGGGUUUUAAUCUGUUUCCUGUGGAGUUCUUGAAAAUCCCUUUCAUGCAAUAUAAUGGCAAUUGAGUGACAAACUGACAAAAGGUAAAGCAAAAAUCCUAUAUUUCAUGACUGGAGUCAAUGUGCAAGCAGACUCUGGGUGACAGGGCUUUGUUUCAGAAGUGUCUUUCCAUGAAGCUCCAUAUUUGUUUUGAUUAUCAUUAUUUGCUGUAGAAGAAACAGUGGAGAAGAGUGGUUUUUUUUCUCAGCAUUUGUAAACCAAAUUAUACAGUUACUUGAUUUCAAGAGUAUUUUGUAAAUCAAUGAAAACAAGUUAUUGAUAAAAGUUUUGAGUAGACUGGCUUGCUAGCUGAGUUGUUAUUCCAUCAGCUGUGAAUAAGAAAUAAGAGUAAUCUAGCAUUUUGUUCCCCCCCCCCCAGUCCACAGGUAUGGCUCUGUGUGCUAUACCAGUGGAUAGGUUAAGUCCAUUUUAUUAGUUAUUGCCCUAUUGGUUUUCAGCCCUGUGGUCUGACUGUUAAAGGGUUAAUUAACUUGAUCCUUUGUAAACAACUUUAAAAAAAUGAAAACUGAUGUUUUGUGACUUUUGUAAUCUAUUGAAUGUUUCCAUUUGCAUGAUGUUCUGUAUCUAACUGACCAUACAGAUUGCUGUGUUCCUUUCAAAAGAGUUUUAACAUUGGUGGAGAUUGUGACAAACACAAAUUUGUAUACAGUAUGGUUUCUGCUGUGAUAACUCAGCUAAUCCUAUUUGAAUUGACAUUAUGUUGUCCUGCCUUCUUGGGUUAAAUGACAAAGUGUUUCUAGAUGGUGAAGAAUAUGAAAGCAUAUAUGUUCAUUUGCUAAAGACUGAAUAAUGGAAACUCUUCUUGUUGCUUCUUUAUGCUAAAAGCAAAAAAAAAAAGAAAAAAAAAAAAGAAAAAACAAGAAAAAAGAAAAAAAAGUUAAUUAUUGUUUCAAAAAAUGCAUCAUUUGUUUUGAAAAUUGAAGUAAUUCCCAUGUUAACUCUUUCCUGUCCUUGUAGACAAUCCCAGAUUAAUGCCUUGUGAGGGAUUCAUGAAGUCUGUGCUUGUAACAUGUGUAAUAUGAUCAUGCAGUCAAAUGGUUGGGAAAAACACUCUAGUGCCGAAGAAAAUAAUUAAAAGAAGCCAAUAUACUGAUUCUUACAUCUUUAUGUUCAAAUUGAAAUUACAGUGUAAUGCAUAACUGUUCCAGUGAAUAAACUGGCCAUUUUUGUUCAUUUAA
Messenger RNA from Oxyura jamaicensis (ruddy duck), 8787 nucleotides. It is a transcript of the gene BICD1, whose product is annotated as BICD cargo adaptor 1. Gene Ontology annotation, molecular function: dynactin binding; dynein intermediate chain binding; dynein complex binding. The record is from RefSeq and is a predicted model, not a curated record. The transcript has 9 exons. Gene Ontology annotation, cellular component: cytosol; Golgi apparatus. Bases 108 to 3146 code for a protein of 1012 amino acids. Gene Ontology annotation, biological process: microtubule anchoring at microtubule organizing center; positive regulation of receptor-mediated endocytosis; protein localization to organelle. Lineage: Eukaryota; Metazoa; Chordata; Aves; Anseriformes; Anatidae.